This is a messenger RNA of Phymastichus coffea, 1522 nucleotides long. RefSeq names its product 26S proteasome regulatory subunit 6A-B (gene Rpt5). Gene Ontology annotation, biological process: proteasome-mediated ubiquitin-dependent protein catabolic process. Bases 124 to 1410 code for a protein of 428 amino acids. Gene Ontology annotation, cellular component: proteasome regulatory particle, base subcomplex. Gene Ontology annotation, molecular function: ATP hydrolysis activity; ATP binding; proteasome-activating activity. NCBI's taxonomy places the organism in Eukaryota, Metazoa, Arthropoda, Insecta, Hymenoptera, Eulophidae. The transcript has 3 exons. The record is from RefSeq and is a predicted model, not a curated record.
GAUAGGGUAGUCGGGAAACAGCUAGAUAUUUGAAAAAUAGAAAGUAGCGUUUUUGUGGCUUCAUUGAUAUAACUUCUGUAGUUUUCCUAUUAAAAUAGAUAUUAAAGAAGCGUCGACAUAAAUAUGGCAACAUUAGAAGAUAAAUCAAUUUGGGAAGAUGGAGAGGAAACGCUUCGUGAAGAAGUUCUUCGAAUGUCAACCGAUGAAAUAGUUUCAAGAACUCGCUUAUUAGACAAUGAAAUUAAAAUAAUGAAAAGUGACCUAAUGAGAAUCAAACAUGAACUCCAAGAUAAAAAUGAUAAAAUAAAAGAAAACACAGAAAAGAUCAAAGUUAACAAGACUCUGCCCUAUUUAGUAUCUAACGUUAUUGAAUUGCUUGACGUUGACCCUCAAGACAUGGGAGAAGAAGAUGGAGCAGUUGUUGACCUGGAUGCUCAACGUAAAGGCAAAUGUGCUGUGAUAAAGACCUCUACUAGGCAAACUUACUUUUUACCUGUAAUAGGCCUUGUUGAUGCUGAAACUUUGAAACCAGGUGAUCUUGUAGGUGUCAACAAGGACAGUUAUUUAGUUCUAGAAACUCUUCCUGCAGAAUAUGACGCCAGAGUCAAAGCUAUGGAAGUUGAUGAACGUCCAACUGAGCAAUACUCUGACAUUGGAGGUCUAGAUAAACAAAUUCAAGAAUUAAUUGAAGCUGUUGUUCUUCCAAUGACACAUAAGGAAAAGUUUGAAAAUCUUGGUAUUCAACCACCUAAAGGUGUUUUGUUGUAUGGACCACCAGGAACAGGAAAAACAUUGCUGGCCAGAGCAUGUGCUGCUCAGACAAAAUCUACAUUCUUAAAAUUGGCUGGACCACAAUUGGUACAGAUGUUCAUUGGUGAUGGUGCCAAACUUGUCAGAGAUGCUUUCAGCCUUGCUAAAGAAAAAGCUCCUGCAAUCAUUUUUAUAGAUGAACUGGAUGCUAUUGGUACUAAACGAUUUGACUCUGAAAAAGCUGGUGAUCGUGAAGUACAGAGAACUAUGUUGGAACUCUUAAAUCAAUUGGAUGGUUUUAGUUCUACAGCUGAAAUUAAAGUCAUUGCAGCAACGAACAGAGUUGACAUUUUAGAUCCUGCUUUGCUUAGAUCUGGAAGAUUAGAUAGAAAAAUUGAGUUCCCACAUCCCAAUGAAGAGGCAAGAGCUAGAAUCAUGCAAAUUCAUUCUCGAAAGAUGAACAUGUCUCCUGAUGUUAACUUUGAAGAAUUGUCCAGAAGUACAGAUGAUUUUAAUGGAGCUCAGUGCAAAGCUGUUUGUGUAGAAGCGGGUAUGAUUGCUCUUAGACGUAAUGCUACAGCAGUCACUCAUGAAGAUUUAAUGGAAGCAAUUAAUGAAGUGCAAGCCAAGAAGAAAGCAAAUCUCAAUUACUAUGCUUAAUUUGUUGAUAUCUAUAUUUAUUAAAAGAAGACUUUUUUUAACAUGGUAUUAUGUAAGAAAGAGUAAAAUAAAAUUAUUUGUGACAAAAUUCUGUUAAGAACAAAUUAAUUUA